AUCUCAUCCAAACCCUCACCUUCCCAAUCUCUCCCCCAAUUCGCCCUUUCCCCCUCUCUCUCUCUCUCUCUACUCGCGGGAGCUCCGAUCUCGCCGUUUACCGGUGAAGUUCAUAAUCUCUUUCUUAGAAAAGAUCUCCAUCAUGAAAUUUUUGGAAUACACUCCGCUAGACAGUAUAAAUCAAUUCCUGAAUCACUUGAACCUCGGAGAAUGUACCAUCAAGGGGAAUCUUGAGGCAUUUUCAUGCAAGCAUACGGGGACUGAUCGGAAGCUCUCUAUUAGUUUAGAACAUGAGAUUCUGGAUUACCUCAGCCAAUCUUCUGAUAGUGAUCCUCCUUCCCCUGUGGAUUAUUUGUCUAGUAGAUCAAGCCGAAAAACGCUGAUAUAUCUCGUCCUUACUCUCAGUCAUAUGUAUCCAGAUUAUGAUUUCAGUGCAGUGCGAGCUCACCUGUUUUUCAAAGAAGAAGAGUGGGAUAGUUUCAAGCAGAUAAUCGACACCUACUUGUUUGAGGCAGCUAAGGAAUGGGAUACAUCUACUGUCGGCAGUACCCUCCUAGAAAGCAUGACUAAGGCCAUUGACGAGGUUAUCAAAAUAAAGGAGUGCGAGAUCUACAGUUACAACCCGGACUUUGAUGGGGACCCGUUUUCAGAGAAGGGAGCCAUAUGGUCAUUCAACUUCUUUUUCUACAAUAGGAAGCUAAAGCGCGUAGUCAGCUUCAGGUGCUGUUGUGUAAGCAACUUAGCAGGCGACAGUUUUCUUUCGGAUGAGGCGUUCAGCGACGAAGAAGAGGAGGACUUGCUCAUCGACAUGGAUAUGUAACCGUCGCCGGUACUGUUCAGGACCAACUCUAAUACCAUCUUCUAUUGUAUAAUAUGUUAUCGACGCUUCGAACUAGUCGUCGGGUAGAAUAGCUAUCUGUACAGGUGGAAGAUGGGAUUAGGGCAUGUUGCUAACUCGUCGUCGUUGUCGUGUAUCUAUAUGUUAUAGUAAGCAAUAUACAAUUGCAUAGUCGGUUUGUUGUAGUAUGUUGAACUGGAGCAGGCAAUGUAAAUGAUGAUAUAGCCUAGGUAGUAGGUACUCUUUUGGAACAAUGGGGUCAAUCACGCGCGUAGGGAUUCCUACGUACGAUGUUGUAGGAAAGGCGUGCCCAUCUAGUCUAGUUAUAAUAUGUAAGAAAUUUAAGCUGAAUCUUUUAAGCUGAGGUUUAGUCAUGGACCAAAUUAUAGUAGUACAUGUUACGCAGCUUUUAAGGACCAGAGGACAAUUUGUAAUGUUUUCUGAUUUUUAUCGUAUUUUAUGCGGCAAGUAUUCGAGGCACUAGUCAACAUGCUCUGCUCGUUUUGGCCCAAACA
This is a messenger RNA of Ananas comosus (pineapple), 1353 nucleotides long. Its product is annotated as repressor of RNA polymerase III transcription MAF1 homolog. The record is from RefSeq and is a predicted model, not a curated record. The transcript is spliced from 11 exons. Gene Ontology annotation, molecular function: RNA polymerase III core binding. NCBI's taxonomy places the organism in Eukaryota, Viridiplantae, Streptophyta, Magnoliopsida, Poales, Bromeliaceae. Gene Ontology annotation, biological process: negative regulation of transcription by RNA polymerase III. Bases 143 to 820 code for a protein of 225 amino acids. Gene Ontology annotation, cellular component: nucleus.